AUGCCUCAUCCCAAGCAUCAUCACUCUCAUCAUCUCACCGUCAAGGAGAUCAAAAAGAUCUUCUCGCACCAUGAUGACACCAAAAGUGGACGCAUUUCAAGAGAUGAGGCCAAGGCCGCUCUAAAAGAAGUUGGAUCUCAUCAUCAUCGUCAUCACAAAAAUGACUUUGAGAACGAGUUCAACAAAUUGGCCAAGCGUCACUCCAAGCAUGAUCAUCAUCACAUCACGUUUGCUGAUUUCUUGCACUUUGUUCAUCCCGCCGAAGGAGUGCAUCAUCACAAACAUCACAAAAAGAUCACAAGGCUUCAAGCUCGUCUUCAAGCUCUUCUUCAUCGUCUUCAUCGUCAAGCAGCUCAUCGGACUCUUCUUCUUCUUCUUCAUCUUCAUCGUCGAGCAGCAGCUCCGAAUCUGAACCAGAGCACAAACAUGGAAAGCAUCAUCACAAGAAACACCAUG
Messenger RNA from Mesorhabditis belari, 456 nucleotides. Lineage: Eukaryota; Metazoa; Nematoda; Chromadorea; Rhabditida; Rhabditidae. The record is from the annotation of a GenBank genome assembly.